AUGGCGCCCACAGUCCCUAGAUUGCGCAUCCUGUCAGCAUUGCUCUCCUCACAGCUUCUCCUUCCCAUCUCCGACCCGAGUCGUCAACCCAUCAUGGCUGUCGAGCAAGCGCGCCAGAGGCAACAGCUCACUAACGUACUCGUAGUCGGCGGAAAUCCUGUCUCUGCCUUCAUGUCAUGGAGACUUUCGGCGACCAACGCAUGCGAUGUCACUCUCGUCUGGAAGAACGGCUUUGAGAACGUGUCGCAAUAUGGCCUUUCGUUCAAAUUCAAGCCCAGACAAGUCGUCCGCACUCCCGAAGAGGCAGCAAAAACGUCAAGAGCGCCGUACGACUACGUCCUUCUGUGCGUCAAGGCACUCCCGGACGUGUACGACAUUGCAUCCAUCAUCGAGUCGGUCGUCGCUCCUCAGCACACAUGCAUUCUGAUCAACACAACACACUCCCUCGGCGUCGAGUCGUAUCUCGAGCAAAGAUUCCCCACAAAUGUUGUUCUGUCUCUCGUUGCUGGCGCCGAGCUCUCGCAGCUGGGCGCAAGUGAAUUUGAGCACAAGGGCACAGCUGAGAUCUGGGUCGGACCUGCCAACAAGAACCCUUCGAUUCCCGCGUCGAUACAGUCAGACAUGGCCGAAGCACUAGCCAUGACAUUGAGCUCAGGUCAGGUUGACUGCAAAGUCUCGACCAACAUCAGGCAACAACAAUACGAGCGCAUGAUUNNGGGUAAGUCGCUAUCUAUAGCUUGUCGAUCAUUACUAACACGGUCUCGCAGUCCUAUUGCCUUCCAUCCUGCCAGUGUUUUAUUCGAAACUCCCAACCAUGCCGAGUUGCUCGAGAAGACGGGCGCUCGUUCUAUGAUCACCGGCAUCAUCGAAGAGAUUCUUGGUCUUGCCAAAAAUCAAGGAUGUGUCUUUCCCGAGGACUUCCCCGAGCAGACUAUGGAAGCCAUGAUCCAGCCCAAUGCCACACCCAGCACCAUGUACCAGGACUUUACGGCCCGUCGACCUCUGGAAAUCGAGACUUUCCUCGGCGCUCCCAUCAAGCUCGCCCAGGACGUAGGCGUUCAAGUGCCUCGCAUCGAGACGCUAUACGCUCUUCUUCACAACGCCAACACAUUGAACCAAUCUCGCCCACCUCCUGCAGCUGCAGUCUCACCGCAAAACCCCGCACAAACUCCUCGUAUGGGCCCCGGUCCAAACAUGGGCCCUGGCCCUAACCAGCGUGGCCCGAUGAAUGGUCCGAUGAAUGGCCAGAUGAACGGCCCCAUGCCUGGUCAUCCCGGUAGACCUGGAAUGAUGAGGCCCGGAAGCAGGGCCCCUUCGAUGACUGGUGGUCCACCUGCGCAAAUGCGCAGAGGGCCUUCGAUGAACAACGGCUUCGGCACACCCAUGAGAAUGAACGGAAAUGGCCAACGUGGCCCUCCUCAGCAGCCAACGCGUCGGCCAUCGCUUGAAGACAACGAACUCGAGGAAUUCAGUCACCUGAUGCUUUACGACAACUUGCCAGAGGGUGCCCUGCCUGAAGGCGCGAUCCCGAACGGUGCCGGUCCUGGAGGUGAGAUGGGAAUUCGUGAGCGAGAACUGGCACUUCGCCAAAGAGAGCUAGCUUUGAGAGAGCAAGAGUUCAACAUGAGGCGUCGUAUGCCUCCUCCUCCUGCUUCGCAUGCCGGAGGCUUCGACGAUGACGACGAGGAUGGUGAAGACUUCUUUGAUCCCAUGGCUCCAGGAAGGAAUGUCCCUAUGAUCGACCCUGACAACUUCGACAUGAUGAGCGUCACUUCAAGACGCGCCCGCAAAGCACCCCCGCCCACUGCCAACCAGCUCCGCAACAAUCCUGAGAUGGGAGGUCCUCAGAUGAGAGGAGGAGGCGGUGGCGGCAGAGGCAUGUUCGGAAGGCCUAAGAUGCAGAAUCGAACCAGUGCUAGACUAAUGUCUGAGAUCCCUGGUCUGCACGAGAACCUCAUGGGCAACCCGUUGCUAGGCUACUCGUCAGACAGAUACGGAGGUGUUGACCGUCACAACCUUGGACAAGAAUCGAGAACCAACUCACUCACUGCAGAACGCCUGAACGAGCUUUCGCGAGGCGGACCUCCCGGCCAAGGUCCUUACCCUGGCCCAAUGCCCCCUCAGAUGGGUCGACGUGCUAGUAACUCUCCUGGACAUCCUUUGGGUCCCCCAAGAGGGCCUCCCGGCCAACGUCCUUACCCGUCGAAUGGACAGAAUGGAUAUCCGCCCCAUAUGAACGGCCGACCAUCGCCUCCUGGCGUUAUGGGCUCGCCGAUGCAACGCCCACCAACCCAGCAAGGCCAAGUGCCACAGCAUGUUGAACAGCAGAACGGGGUGAGCCAUCUCUAUCCGCCCAAAAGCGGCCCUCAAGAACGCAGUCUGACAGGUUCCGCGAGCGCUAGCGCGGGGAGUGGUGAUAGUAACCACUCGGUGCCCCUUGAUUCCGACCCUUCGGCCCACAGCAGCUCCAGCAGUCUGGGACCUCGUCCAGCUCACGGUUUCCGAUAG
Aureobasidium uvarum is the source of this 2508-nucleotide messenger RNA. Lineage: Eukaryota; Fungi; Ascomycota; Dothideomycetes; Dothideales; Saccotheciaceae. The record is from the annotation of a GenBank genome assembly.